Messenger RNA from Eruca vesicaria subsp. sativa (arugula), 998 nucleotides. Lineage: Eukaryota; Viridiplantae; Streptophyta; Magnoliopsida; Brassicales; Brassicaceae. The record is from the annotation of a GenBank genome assembly.
AAACCAAUCAAUCAAUCUUUCUCUUUCUCCAUUGAUCAAAAAUCCAAGUAAAAAAAGACACAACAGAAACUCUCAUUUGGAUCCUCUGUUUUUUUUCCACAAGAACAUAAAAAAAAUGUCAAUUGUUGUUUGUCAAGCUCAAGAAAAACUCGUCACCAAAAGUUUCUCCCAAAAAGGAGACAUGGGUGGGUUGAGUUUCCUACAAUCUAUGUCCGAUAUAACUGCCAUUGUCCGAAACAGAGAGGAUAAAGCUUAUGUGCACCCGACCGAGAAACGUUCUGUUUCUAAACUGAACGAGAAAAGCCUAGAGAUGUGCACUGAGAGCCUCGGAGCCGAAACAGGAAGCGAGAGUGGUGACGAGUUGUCUUUACUUGCGCUUGAAGCAACCGCUCUCUCUAGGGCUCAUUCUCUUCCUCCUAAGUCGAAAACUCAAGAAGAAGAGAAGGAAAGUGACUUUCAUCCCAAGAAAUCAACGAUGAGUCGUAACAAAAGCUUCCCGCCACCGAUAAAGUUCGUUAAAGAAUCAAAGUUUAAUCGUAUGGUGAGGUCUUUAGGAGAAGAUGGUCGUCUUGUUGUUCAAGCAAUUAGGGUUUCAUCUCCGCCUCGUAACUUUGUAGUUGAACGUGAGGACGGAAGGCUCCGUCUCUGUUUAUCGCCGGAGAGUUCUUUACUUGGGGACAAUGAUGAGGAGGAAGAGGAAGAAGAAACAGAGGAGGCAAAUAGUGAGAACUUGGAGGGUAAAAAUGGAAAUAAAAAGAUUAGCAGAUUAAGCAGCAGAUGCAAGGAGAAUGGUCGUGAGCCUAAACCAAUGCUUACUUGGAAGCAGCAGCAGUUUUGGGUCGCCACUUAAAGACUCCAUUAAUCUUCUAAUCAAAUAAUUUAAAAAUAUGAGUUUUCAUAAUUUUAUAACAUAUGCUUUGUAUGAUUUCUCGAGGGGACUGGGAGUGUUUUUCCAAUUCUAUUUGGUGUAAUGAGACUUGGUAUUUCUCUUGUGUGAU